GUUAAAAGAAAUGUCAUAGGGACGCUUAUUAUACACCAUAAAUAUAAAUAACCCACUACGCGCGCGCGUACGCUUUCACAAACUCCCUUAUUUAGUUAUUUCGCUCUAUUUAUUUUUAUUCUUAUUUUAUAUCCUUUUUAUUAUUAUUAUUAUACACACACACUGAGAUCGCCGGAGGAGGUAUAACAACGGCGGAUCUUUAUUUAAUUACAGUUAGGGUUCUGCCUCAAUUCACACUUUCGAUUUCUAGGGUUUAGGCCGCACACAUGGCGUCAGAGGAUGUGGUAGGUAAAACCAGCGCUACGAUCGCUAAUCUCGCUGAAGAAGCGAAGAUCGCCAGUGAAGGUGUCAAGGCUCCCAGCCGCCACGCUUUACUCUCCAUCUGCAAGUCUCUCGUCGCCGGAGGUGUCGCCGGAGGAGUAUCAAGAACCGCUGUUGCUCCUCUAGAACGACUGAAAAUCUUGCUCCAGGUUCAAAAUCCUCAUGCAAUCAAAUAUAACGGUACCAUUCAGGGGUUGAAAUAUAUAUGGAGGACAGAGGGUUUUCGUGGACUUUUCAAAGGAAAUGGCACUAAUUGUGCUCGUAUUGUCCCAAACUCUGCUGUCAAGUUCUUUAGCUAUGAAGAAGCAUCAAAGGGAAUCUUGUGGUUCUACCGACAGCAACCUGGAAAUGAGGAUGCUGAACUCACACCUGUCUUACGCCUUGGAGCUGGUGCUUGUGCUGGAAUUAUCGCCAUGUCAGCUACCUACCCGAUGGACUUGGUUCGUGGUCGGCUUACUGUGCAGACUGAUAAAUCUCCAAGCCAAUAUCGAGGAAUUGCGCAUGCUCUUGCAACCGUGCUGCGUGAAGAAGGUCCACGCGCGUUAUACAAAGGGUGGCUUCCUUCCGUCAUUGGUGUUGUACCAUAUGUCGGUCUUAAUUUUGCGGUGUAUGAAUCUUUAAAAGAUUGGUUGAUUAAAACGAAACCAUACGGGAUAGCCGAGGACGCUGAGUUGAGUGUGACAACGAAGCUUGCAUGUGGGGCUGCAGCUGGAACCGUGGGUCAAACCGUUGCUUAUCCUCUUGAUGUCAUCCGCAGAAGAAUGCAAAUGGUUGGCUGGAAACACGCAGCUUCUGUUGUCACCGCAGAUGGCAAAUCAGCACUCGAGUACACCGGUAUGGUUGAUGCUUUCAGGAAAACCGUUCGUUAUGAAGGUUUUGGAGCCUUGUAUAAAGGCUUGGUUCCGAACUCGGUCAAGGUGGUUCCAUCAAUAGCAAUUGCGUUUGUGUCGUACGAGGUGGUUAAGGAUCUACUUGGGGUAGAGAUGAGGAUAUCUGAUUGAAAACCAUCCUGGCUAUAAACAAUAAUAAUGUUGUUGAAUGAAUAAUAUUAUUUUUGCGCGCAGAAGAGAAAGUAGGAGGUAUAAAGUAUGGUGGUCGUGAGUUCGCGACUCUUUUUUUUGUUAUCUUCUCCCUUUCGGUUAUCUUCUUUCAGUUACUGAGGGAUUUAGAAGUUGUUAGUGUUGAUAUAGUGGACCCCAGUGCAUACCGACACUUUCUCUUUCUGCUGUGGUCUUUUGGUGUUUGGCGUUCGUGUCACACCAACACCACCCAAUAAGGAUAUUUCAUAGAGUUGGCGAGUUGUUUGAUCUUUACUAUGAUUAUGAUUAUGAUUAUGAUUAUGAUUAUGAUAAUCGUUUCUUUUAAUAGUUAUUAUUUCGUGGUGAUGA
Messenger RNA from Helianthus annuus (common sunflower), 1709 nucleotides. Its product is annotated as mitochondrial adenine nucleotide transporter ADNT1. NCBI's taxonomy places the organism in Eukaryota, Viridiplantae, Streptophyta, Magnoliopsida, Asterales, Asteraceae. The transcript is spliced from 8 exons. The record is from RefSeq and is a predicted model, not a curated record. Bases 267 to 1322 code for a protein of 351 amino acids. Gene Ontology annotation, biological process: transmembrane transport.